ACUCUUUUUCCCAGUGGCUGUAACUGACUGUCCCUAUAGCUGAGAAGAUGGCAGAAAAGCAGGAGGAGCCCAGCAACACCCAGAAUGGUGAACCCGACAACGCAGAGGAGGGCGAGGGGAAAAAGAAGAAGAAGGUGAAGAGGGAAGACCUGCCUCCGUUUGAAAUCGUGACAGGGGAACGCCUCCCAGCCAUAUUUUUCAAGUUCCAGUUCAGGAACGUGGAAUACAGCUCAGGCAGGAACAAAACCUUCCUGUGUUAUGUUGUAGAGACCCAAGGCAAAGAGUCGACGACUUCCCGGGGUUACCUGGAAGAUGAGCACGCAGCCUCCCAUGCAGAAAUUGCUUUCUUUAACACGAUUUUGCCAAAGUGUGAAUCGAGCCUCCGCUACAACAUCACCUGGUACGUCUCCUCCAGCCCCUGCGUGACCUGCGCCGAUCGGAUCAGUGAGACCCUAAGGAAGAACAAGAACCUGCGUCUGACGAUCAUGGUAGGACGCCUCUUCAUGUGGGAAGAGCCAGAAAUGCAGGCUGCCCUGAAAAAAAUGAAGUCUGCUGGCUGCAAGCUGAGGAUUAUGAAGCCUCAAGACUUUGAGUACGUCUGGCAGAACUUUGUGGAACAGGAAGAAGGAGAGGAAGCAAAGGCUUUCGUGCCAUGGGAGGACAUUCAAGAGAACUUCCAGUACUAUGAGGAAAAGUUGGCUGAGAUUCUGCAGUGAAGCUCACGUGAGUGAGGAUUUCUAUUUGCUCACCUGGCUCCCUGUAUUAGUUUUAGACUUCUCUUUUUCUUCAGGUUGUUAACGGCAUAACAUGCAAUCAUUUUCAUUUACUACUAUUCCCUGUGUACCCAGCUGCACCUGGCAGUACCUGAAUAUUAUCCUAGACAGUACCUUCUCCCUUCAAAGGUAGUAAUGAUACAGUUGGCUCCUUCACAGCAGAUGCUGAAGGUACUUAGAAAUAUUUUUCCCCAGGAGGUGUUCACUGUGAGGAAAAAAAUAAUUAAAAGGUAGGAUCACAAGGUGUAACAAGAACACCUCACUAUUCCCUGCAUGUAUGAUAUCUAGGACGCAUGUGAAAGAACUAAAGAACAUACAGAAAAUGCAGUUCCCCCCCACACCCAGAACAAAAACCAAAACAAUGCCACACUACUAAAAGCAACCAGUUAUGACAGCACGAUCCUUUUUAUGGGGUACUGAAGACUCACCUAUUUAAGCAGUAAAACACAAAAGCAUUUGAAGCUUCUAACAUGUUCCUCUCCCUUCCCUCCAGGCCCAUCUCAGGAAAAAUCGACACAGAGACACAACAGACUUGGACAUCCGGGACACACCUGCUUCCCAAAGCUUUGAAUCCAGCAGAUGCAGUGCCAGCUUCUGGAAUUUUAGGCCCUGAUGGACGACAAAUAUGUGUACAACAUAUUUAGUGUUUGGAAUCUUAUGGUACAUUUUUUUUGUUGUCCUUCUCCAUUCACCCCACUCCCCCUGAAACAAAACUACGUUGUCAUUGCUGACAGGAAAAGGCACUGAGCUGUGUGGUUAAAGCCUUGAACGAAAUGCAUUGCAGUGGAGCAACAGGAAUGAGUGUAGGCCUUGCAUACCAGGAUUACUUGGAGAUAAAAGACUGUAGAGAAAAGCUGCUGAUUUGAUAAACUUACCUACAAAAAGUAUGCUUCAUCAAUAUUAAAAAGAUAAAUAAAGUUCUAUUCCUCUGUCCUCCUCAAUAAUAGUAACUGCAAUUUAAGUUACAGUGAAUUUCUUAAUUCUACAGUUAUAAUGGAGCCCUAAAUACUUGAUUUCAAAUGCAUCAGAUACAACUUUCCCCUUGUUCAGUAUGUCUGUGAUAUAAACCUGGGCUAAGCAAAAGAAAUAAAAUUGGAGCCCGCUGAAAAAAGAGUAAAGCAGUGUCAUCUGUUCUCUAUUUCAAAGAGGUCCUAAAAUUAAUCUGACGGGUGAGACACUGUGGGACACCCACACGUGAGAUAUGAAACUCAUAUCUGGAGCACAGCAUGAUCAGAAGAGAGAGCUACCAGAUACCAGAGAGUUUCAAGAGAAUGCACAAUUGCAGAGAUGCACAGAAAGAGAGAAAAUAUGGGAUGAUACUUUCCAUAUAAAACGAGGCACAGAACAAAUGGAGGUGACAGAGCAGCACACCAACUAAGAAAUGGAGUCAGAAAUGGCUCCUCCUUCCAACUACUUCUGGAUGUUGAUUGCUGCAUUGUCACAAAUUUGAAAGGCGCUAAACAUGCAUAAAUACAAAAUAUUCUGGUAUUACCUUCCAAAGCAAACAAACAAAAACCCCAAGCAGCAAUAAAAACACCUUUGGGUAGACACUGUGGCUUCUGUGGCUUUCAUUCCUUUGCCACUAGAUUUCGAAAACAAAUAUAUAAGCCCAAGGGCUAAAUCAAGGAACAGUCCUGAUGUUCACUCUUAAUUAACUCAAUACUCCAAGUUCCUUUGUCUCACUCGAGUUUAUUUCUCACAGCUGUGUAUUUGGCUACAGCAAUUAUCCACCAAAACCAAGAAGCAGAAGAUAGUCAAACCAUGAAGGAAAACAGUAUGUAGUUCUUAAAGACACAAACAGAAUUUGCACAUCUCCAUCAGCAAAGAAAACACACAAUACAGAUUCACCCAUGAAGCUCAGAACAGGAAUGGCUCCGUACAUUUAAUAAGUAGCAAGGAGUAAGUAAAAAACUUAUUUCACACUAACAACUUCUCAGUUGUCCCAUCUAUUCGGUUUAUUCAAUAUUUCUGGCAUUUCUGUGAGCAUUCAGUGUGACAGAAGUAAAAAAAAAAAAAAAUUUGGUAUUACAGGACAUAGGG
Messenger RNA from Phasianus colchicus (ring-necked pheasant), 2813 nucleotides. Lineage: Eukaryota; Metazoa; Chordata; Aves; Galliformes; Phasianidae. The record is from RefSeq and is a predicted model, not a curated record.